This is a messenger RNA of Canariomyces notabilis, 159 nucleotides long. RefSeq lists its product as uncharacterized. Lineage: Eukaryota; Fungi; Ascomycota; Sordariomycetes; Sordariales; Chaetomiaceae. The transcript has 2 exons. The annotation marks the transcript as partial. Gene Ontology annotation, biological process: outer mitochondrial membrane organization. The record is from RefSeq and is a predicted model, not a curated record.
CAGGCAAAUUUCCCCAACCUGCGGCGCCUUUUCAUCGAGGCGAGGACCGACAGCGAGGAAAGGGAUGUGUCCAGGAAAGCUUUCUACAACGCAGUCCUCUUCUUAGGAUCGGUUACAGUAUUUAGCUUGAUCGCUCAGAGGAUGAAUGCGACAAAGUGA